CCCAACGCCUCCCCUUCUCCCUCCCUCCACUCCACCCCACUCUCUCCCUCUCUCUUUCUCUUCCUACACUCGAACGGAACGGUGCUGAUAUCAUCCGCGCCGCCGCACGUUGCAGAGGGGAAAAAGAAGGCAAGGAAAAGGCGCUUUCCGAGCAGAAAAAAAGGAUCUGGCCGCUUUACGCUUCUCCUCCGCGGGAUUUUGAUUCCCCCCACACCAUCAUCCACCAAUCAUCGUCGUCGCCAGGCGGGCGGCGCGCUAGCUAGGACCACAGAAGUCAACGCCGGCGGCGGGCCGCGCUCAGAUCCGAAGGCGGGGCAGGCGAACAGCGGCGGUGAUCGAUGGGGUCGUUCAAGGGCCACGUGCUGCCGGGGACGCUGUUCCUGGCGGUGGGCGCGUGGCACGUGUGGGCGGCGGUGGCGCGCUUCGCCAUGGACCCGGCCGGGUUCCGCCUCCGCGUCUGGAACCCCGUGGGCAGCGGCAGCGGGGCGCUGCGGCACCUGGAGCUCUACGUCAUCGCCGGGGGCGCCUUCCUGGACAUGUGCGUGGAGGUGCUCUACUCCACCCACCUCCACAUAUUCGCGCCCGGCGGCGGGGUCAACCCGGCGCACCUCAACGACCUCGAGCACGGCGGCAUGCUGCUCAUGUUCUUCCUCGUCGGCGCCCUCGCCCUCCUCUCCGAGAACACCAGGUACCUGCCCCUGACGGAGGGCGCGCUGAGCCUGCUGGCGGCGACGGCCUUCACGGCCGAGCUGCUGCUCUUCUACUUCCACUCGACCACGCACCAGGGGCUGGAGGGGUACUACCACUACCUCCUGGUGGUGCUCGUCGGGCUCUGCGUCGCCUCCAACGUCCUCGGCGCGCUCCUCCCGGCGAGCUUCCCCGCCGACCUGGCCAGCGGCCUGCUCAUCACCCUGCAGGGCCUGUGGUUCUACCAGACGGCCUUCACGCUCUACGGGCCGAUGCUCCCCGAGGGGUGCCACCGCGACGCCGCCGGGGACAUCGAGUGCCACGGGCACGCCGCGGGGGAGCGCGCGGAGCAGCUCGCCGACUUCCAGCUCUUCGCCUACGUCUUCCUCGUCUUCGCCUACGCCCUCGGCUGCUACGCCGUCGCCGCCGCCAAGUACGGCCACCCGGACCUGAGGGCCGUCGAGAUGGAGCACCGGGAAAAUGUCGCCGGCAGUGGUGGAAGAUUCGUUGGCAGCUCGGUGCUGUCUAGUGGCAUAUGAAUGACAUGAUAUGACUUCUGCUCUGUUUUUCGCCAUUGUCGUCUUGUUCGAUUUGGUAGCGUACACGCGACGGGCACAUCAUUGAGGGGCGGACCUGAACGUGAGGUCAGUCGGUACAAGAAUAGAGAGGGGCUGUACAUUCUGGUUAGUUAAUUACACAGCAAAAUCACAGAUCAACGUUCCUUUA
This is a messenger RNA of Triticum dicoccoides, 1413 nucleotides long. Its product is annotated as transmembrane protein 45A-like. Bases 339 to 1226 code for a protein of 295 amino acids. The record is from RefSeq and is a predicted model, not a curated record. Lineage: Eukaryota; Viridiplantae; Streptophyta; Magnoliopsida; Poales; Poaceae. The transcript is spliced from 3 exons.